Nannospalax galili (Upper Galilee mountains blind mole rat) is the source of this 2547-nucleotide messenger RNA. It is a transcript of the gene Vipas39, whose product is annotated as VPS33B interacting protein, apical-basolateral polarity regulator, spe-39 homolog. The record is from RefSeq and is a predicted model, not a curated record. The transcript is spliced from 20 exons. NCBI's taxonomy places the organism in Eukaryota, Metazoa, Chordata, Mammalia, Rodentia, Spalacidae. Bases 111 to 1622 code for a protein of 503 amino acids. Gene Ontology annotation, biological process: vacuolar transport; intracellular protein transport. Gene Ontology annotation, cellular component: cytoplasm.
GCGACUGUCCCCUUUCCGCCCCUUCUUUAUGCCGCACAGCCGGAUUGAAAAGGCAGGUCCGGCGGCUGAGGCUGGCGCUGUCCUGAGAGGGAGGGCUCGGUGUGGAAGAGAUGAACAGGACGAAGGGUGAUGAGGAAGAAUAUUGGAACAGCUCCAAGUUCAAGGCUUUCACUUUUGAUGACGAAGAUGAUGAGCUCUCACAGUUAAAGGAAUCCAAACGGGCAGUGAAUAGCCUUCGGGACUUCGUGGAUGAUGAUGAUGAUGAUGAUGAUCUGGAGCGAGUCAGCUGGACUGGGGAACCUGUGGGAAGUAUUUCAUGGUCCAUCAAAGAGACUGCUGGGACUAGUGGGUCAACCAGUGAGGGACGUGAACACCUAAAGAACCGAAACAGCUUCUCCUACACACAGCUACCCAAACCUACUUCUACCUACUCCCUGAGCAGCUUCUUUAAAGGUAGAACUAGACCUGGAAGUUUCCAGUCCCUUUCUGAUGCUCUGUCGGACACACCUGCCAAAAAUUAUGCUCCAGAGCUGGGGAGGCCUAAGGGAGAGUACAGGGAUUACAGCAAUGACUGGAGCCCCAGUGAUACAGUGCGACGCCUCCGGAAAGGCAAGAUCUGCUCACUGGAAAGAUUCCGCUCCUUACAGGACAAGCUGCAGCUCCUAGAGGAGGCAGUAAGCAUGCACGAUGGAAACGUCAUCACUGCGGUUCUGAUCUUUUUGAAGAGGACCCUGAGCAAAGAGAUCCUUUUCCGAGAGCUGGAGGUACGCCAGGUUGCCCUGAGACAUCUCAUUCACUUUCUUAAAGAAAUCGGGGACCAAAAGCUACUUUUAGAUCUCUUCAGGUUCCUAGAUAGAACAGAAGAGUUGGCGCUGUCUCAUUAUCGAGAGCAUUUGAACAUUCAAGACCCUGACAAACGAAAAGAAUUCCUUAAGACUUGCAUUGGAGAAAGACUAACCUUGUGGCCCUCUACCAGUUUGCCAUUUUCAGCAGAAGAUUCUGUGCACAUACAAGACCAUUACACACUCCUGGAACGCCAGAUCAUCAUUGAGGCAAAUGAUCGACAUCUAGAGUCAGCAGGACAGACUGAGAUCUUCCGAAAGCAUCCCCGAAAAGCUUCCAUCCUCUACAUGCCACUGGUGACAACACUCUUCUACUCCUGCUUCUAUCACUACACAGAGUCCGAGGGGACAUUCAGCAGUCCCACCAAUCUGAAGAAGACAUUUAAGAUCCCAGACAAACAGUAUGUGCUGACAGCCUUGGCUGCUCGUGCCAAGCUUCGAGCCUGGAAUGACGUUGAUGCCCUCUUCACCACAAAGAACUGGUUGGGUUACACCAAGAAGAGAGCACCCAUUGGGUUCCAUCGAGUUGUGGAAAUUUUGUACAAAAACAGUGCCCCAGUCCAGAUAUUGCAGGAGUAUGUCAAUCUGGUAGAAGAUGUGGAUACAAAGUUGAACUUAGCCACUAAGUUCAAGUGCCAUGAUGUUGUCAUUGAUACCUACCGAGACCUGAAAGACCGGCAGCUGUUGCUUGCAUACAGGAGCAAGGUAGAUAAAGGAUCUGCUGAGGAAGAGAAAAUUGACAUCAUUCUCAGCAGCUCACAAGUUCGAUGGAAGAAUUAAUGUCAUUCAUUACCCUGAAACCUGCCUCACUCCUUACUUUUCUGCCUGUGAAAAUAGAGAGGUCUCUCUUCUUGGGAGAGUCACAGCAUCAUACUACUUAAGCCUGUCAUUCACAGGCAGUGCCUGCUGCUUUGGGGACAGAAACCAGCACCUGGACUGAUCUGUUCACGGGACAUUAUCUGAAGGCCAGUAUCUAAAGCUUUGACUCAUGAGAAAGAUGCUCUCUCCCUGGUGCUCACGUGAAGGUGGGAGCCUGUCCUGGGUAAGAUGGCUCUUGGUUAGAGAAAAGUGACUGUUCCAGAAAGGACAUCUGGAUGAGAGGUACAGGUGCCAGAGGGUGGUUGCUCCACUCCUCUCAGCUAAUUAUGAUCCAGGACCUUGUGUUGGCAUUUCUGCUCUUAAGGAAAUCAGAACAGAAACAAAAUGGCUUUUCAAGGGGCCUCAGGAAAGGGUACAGGUAUGUUAGGACCAGCUGGAAACCAGACUCAGAUUCUCAAACCUGCCUGCCCAGGGCUGCACAAGUUAUGACAGACAUUUCCUGGACAUUGUGUUUCUUCAGUAUCUAUCUGCUGUUUCUGUCAACUUUUUGUUCAUAACAAGGUUCUUUUCUCACUGCAUAUGGAGAUGACCUGUUUGGGUCUGUCUGACUCACAGUCUUAUAUGGAGCUUAGAUUCACCGGUGCUGGAGAGCUCUUCUUCUAGGCAAAAAAGUCUCAUUUCAGUAGAAGCAUCACCAGUUUCACCUGGCUAAAUUUGGUAGCACUUCUGCUAAGAUAUUUAGAGGGAGGUUUUAUUUUCACACCUGACUUUAAGUGGACUUCUGCAAUGUUAGAUUCUGCUCUGUACCAGUAUCAGCCUCCCUUCUGCAAGUGAACUGGAUGUUCCUGACAUGCCUACACUCAUAAUAAAGCUGUUUCAUCCUUGG